This is a messenger RNA of Camellia sinensis, 1258 nucleotides long. The record is from RefSeq and is a predicted model, not a curated record. Lineage: Eukaryota; Viridiplantae; Streptophyta; Magnoliopsida; Ericales; Theaceae.
AGGGUUUCGAACUCAAAAUUCCAAGUAAAGCCUAGUACACGAUCAAACCACUUUGAAGGUUGAUGAGGGAGAGGAGUCUCGAGCCACUUGCGAGAAGAGAGAGAGAGUGAUGUCGAUGGUCGAUGAUGCAAGAGAGCCAACAACGGACUUGCGAUGCACUGAGAUGGGCAGAAACGAUGGUUGAUGAUGUAAGAGAGAACCAGCGAUAGGUUGGCGAUGUCGAUGCCUGCGAUGCAAGAAAGAGCUAGCGACAGACCUGCGAUGUGCAACUUCUGGUGCCAAGAAUAACCUAGGAUAAAGAUGCUACUCUGGUUGAUCCUCAUCAUGCUCGAUUUCAACGCACUGACCAAUGGAUGCCAGUUUAUUCCUGGUUAGAGUCAUUAGAUACAGAUGAGGUGGUCAAGUCAAAAGAUAUUUUAGAUUGGCUAUCGGAGAAUCCCGAGAUCAAAGAGCAGCUGUACUCGAGGCAUUCCCGUUAUCAUUUGAUGCACUACAUCAAGAAAUGCCAUGUUAAAAUAUUGAAGAGAAAAGAGAAGAAAAAGGGCUUGCAGCCUAGCAACAAAGCAAAUUAUGCACAGGUUCACAAAACUGGGGCCACAAAACUACCAGUACCAGUUCCAUGGUUCUUGGAAUUCCUUUCUGUAGUGUGCAAUAAACUCCCGGAAUUGGAAAUGUCUUUAUGUCCAGAAAUAUAUUACUAUACUAUAUGCACUAUGAACAAUCUGCCUAUAGAUAGUGACAUAUAUGUAGCAAAACGCAGUGAAGCUUUUCGUAAAUAUGAGAUUCUGAUAGAGUUGGAGAAGCAGCUUUCCACCGUCUUCCCAAAGCCAGAAAAUGUAAACAAUUUGAAGGAAUCAUGAUUCAGUGAAAGUUUGUGUGACAGAUACGCCAAUUAGCAUUCCUCAUGCGAUUUUGGUGAUUGUAGUGUAACCUUGUAAUUAGUAAUUAGUAAUUAGUAUAACCUAUUUUUCAUUAGUUACUUGUUAAAAUGCCUUAAGGUCAUCUAAGUAAAUGUAAUGACCAUGUAUUUUGUUGGUCUACUUCUUGCGUGCCUUCUUUCGCAGGAAAAAGUAAGCGAAAUGCUGAAAAUUAUUUAUGAUUUAAUAUUUUAUUUUUAUUUUGUUGGAUGAAAUUUUUCGCAGGAAAGAGCGUAGAUCAUUCAUAUGCAGCUAAUACUCAGUAAUUAGGGAUUUUUCAUCCUGGGUGAAUUUGUAACCUGAAAAAUGAUUUUGACUUAAAAUUAAGGCUUUUUGUUCAA